Messenger RNA from Mytilinidion resinicola, 1086 nucleotides. RefSeq names its product alpha/beta-hydrolase. Bases 148 to 1086 code for a protein of 312 amino acids. The record is from RefSeq and is a predicted model, not a curated record. The transcript has a single exon. Gene Ontology annotation, molecular function: hydrolase activity. NCBI's taxonomy places the organism in Eukaryota, Fungi, Ascomycota, Dothideomycetes, Mytilinidiales, Mytilinidiaceae.
CCGCAGCUCUAACGUACAUCUCUAAAAUAUCAGGGCUUCUAGUCUCCAGCCUCAUCGUCUUUUCUUUCUUUCAGAUCUCGCUUAAACUGUUCACACCCUUUUCUUUUAGCACAACUUUUCCUCCCUUAACAUCAUCUCUCUUCAAAAAUGUCCACAACACAGCCCCAAUCACACCCUUUCCCUACCUACCUCCUCUUCAAAGCCCUCGCUACUAUCCUCCGCACCAUCUACGUCCUCUUCCUCGCCUAUCCCACCCCAGAACCAAUCUCCACCCUCUCCAUUCCCUCCCGGGCCUCCAAACGCACCAUCAAAGUCCACGUCUACGCCCCUCCCUCUCCCAAACCCACUAAACUUCCCGCCCCCGCCCUUCUCAACUUCCACGGCUCCGGCUACGUCAUCAACAUGCACGGUUCCGACGCCCCCUUCUGCCGCCAAAUCGCCGCCUCAACCAAUCUCACCGUCCUCGACUGCGACUACCGCAAAGCGCCGGAGGACCCCUUCCCCGCAGCGCUCGAAGACGUCGAGGACGCGCUCCGGUACGUGCUCAGUCGACCAGACGAGUACGACGCCAGCCAGAUCCACCUCUCCGGCUUCAGCGCGGGCGGGAAUCUCGCGCUAGCGGUCUGCGGCGCACCUCUCGGAGACCUGGGGACCGGGUUGAUCGCGGAGAAGGUGAAGAAAGUGGUGGUGCUCUACCCGCCGGCGGAUCUAGUGACGAGUCCGGCGGCGAAACGGGCGCCGGAUGGGAGUGCCGGGACGCUGCCCGUCCCGAUCGCUAAGCUCUUCAACGCGUGCUAUGUUGCCCCGGGGCAGGCGGUGGGGGAUUCAAGGAUCUCGAUUAGGAACAUGGCGCCGGAGGCUUUUCCUAGGGAGGUGCUGGUAGUGACGUGUGGGAAGGAUGAUCUGGCGUUUGAGGCGGAGGAGUUGGCAAGUCGGAUGGCGGAGAGGGAGGGGGCUAGGGUGGAGUGGAAGAGGGUGGAGGGGGUGGAUCAUGGGUGGGACAAAAGCUGUAAGAAGGGGAGUGAGGAUGAGAGGAAGAGGGAGAUGGCGUAUGAAUGGGCGGUGCAGUUUUUGGGGGAGGUGUAG